UUGUCCAGAUACGAGUCUCCAAGAGUCAAUGCCGGUGCGGCAAAGGUGGUCUUAAUAGUGCUCAUCGUACUGGUUGUGGCGGGCUUGGUGGCUGCUUCUUCGGUAAAGAUUGUGGAUGCCGGAACAAGGGGCGUCCUGCUUCACUGGAGUGCGGUAGAUCUGACACAGCCGCCGCUUGAGGAGGGCCUGCACUUUGUGACUCCCUUUGCUGAUGAUGUUAUCAAUAUCGAGGUUCGGACCCUCAAGUAUGAGAGAUCGACCACGUCUGCCUCCAGGGACCUGCAGACCGUCAGAACCACCGUGACCGUAAACUACCACCCGGAGAAGGAGAUGAUCCACUACCUGUACAAGAACCUGGGGCUUGACUACGAGAACAGGGUCAUCCAGCCGGCAAUCGAGGAGACCGUCAAGCAGGUGACUGCCAACUAUAACGCAGAGGAGCUCAUUACAAAGAGGCCGCUAGUAAAGGCCGACAUCCAGGACGAGAUCACCGACAGGCUCAACGAGUUUAACCUGGCAACAGAGGUAAUCUCGAUUACGGACUUUGAAUUCUCACUCCUAUUCUCCCAGGCAAUAGAGUCAAAGGUGGAGGCAGAGCAAAAGGCAUUCAAGGCGGAGAACGACCUGUUAAGAAUCCAGGUUGAGGCGCAGCAGCAAGAGGCCCAGGCCUUCGGCAUCGCAAACGCCAACAUUGCGGAGGCAGAGGGAGAGGCAAAGGCGAUCAGGAUCAUCAACCAGGCCCUGGCAGAGAACCCGAACUAUCUGGAGUGGUUCAAGACACGGGCAUGGGACGGAAAGCUGCCGCUGGUGGUCGGCGAGGGCGGAACCCCGUUCAUUCAGAUACCUAUUUCUCCGUAA
Molecule: messenger RNA, 858 nt
Organism: Geodia barretti
Lineage: Eukaryota; Metazoa; Porifera; Demospongiae; Tetractinellida; Geodiidae
Source: the annotation of a GenBank genome assembly